Vollenhovia emeryi is the source of this 1768-nucleotide messenger RNA. RefSeq names its product selenium-binding protein 1-A-like. Bases 119 to 1492 code for a protein of 457 amino acids. The record is from RefSeq and is a predicted model, not a curated record. The transcript is spliced from 8 exons. NCBI's taxonomy places the organism in Eukaryota, Metazoa, Arthropoda, Insecta, Hymenoptera, Formicidae. Gene Ontology annotation, molecular function: selenium binding.
GAAAGUAGUAUUGCAGUAAUUGCAGUAAUUGCAGUAACUGCGAAUAGCGUCGACAAGGAUAAGAGACAGCUCGGUGAUAGCGUGUUCCGGGCCGGGCUAUAAGAGUCCGAGGACGGCGAUGGAAGGACCGCGCGAGAAGCUUCUGUACGUAAUCAGUGUACACACGGAUCCCGAAAAGGCCGAUGUCCUUUGCACGGUGGACGUGGAUCCCGAUAGUCCUACGUACUGCCAGAUAAUACACAGACUGAGAAUGCUAACGCCCGGCGACGAGUUACAUCACUCCGGCUGGAACGUUUGCAGCAGCUGCCACGAAUCGCAAACGCCUUGCAAACGCGACACUCUGGUACUGCCCUGUCUUAUGUCGGACCGGGUGUACCUGGUUGAUACGAGCGACGAGAGAAUGCCCAGGAUCAAGAAGGUUCUGGAGCCAGAAGAGAUGCACAAAUACGGAAUAUCCACGCCGCACACUUCCCACUGUCUGCCGACCGGCGAGAUAGUCAUCUCCACCAUGGGAAAUGUCAGUGGCGACGGACUGGGCGAAUUUUUCUGCAUCGACGCAGAGACUCUACGGGUGAAAGGCACGUGGACCAAGAGCGACGAGAAAGCGGCAUUCGGAUACGAUUUUUGGUACCAACCGUAUCACGAUACGCUCAUCGCUACGGAAUGGGGUGCACCUCGGGUCAUUAAGAAGGGAUUCAUUCCAGAGGACGUUCAUGAUCCCAAGAUCUAUGGCAGAAACUUGAAUGUUUACUCGUGGAACGAACGAAAGCUGAAGCAGAUCAUCGAGCUGGGAGAUGACGGAAUCGCACCCGCUGAAAUAAGAUUCCUCCACGAUCCGUUGGCAGCCGAAGGAUUCGUCGCCUGCGCGGCAACGUCCAAUAUUUAUCGCUUUUACAAGGCGAAAGACAACUCGUGGAAGGCCGAAAAGGUGAUCCAGGUGCCACCGAAAAGAGUCGACGGUUGGAUCGCACCUCUCAUGACAGGUAUGAUCACCGAUAUUCUGCUGAGUCUGGACGACAAGUAUCUCUACCUGACCAAUUGGCUUCAUGGCGACGUUAGACAAUACGAUAUCUCGGAUACGAGAAACCCGAGAUUGGCGGGUCAAGUUUUCCUAGGAGGAUCGAUACUGAGCGAUUCGCAGGUACGAGUGACGCGAGACGAGGAAAUGACCGGUCAGCCCGACCCCGUCUACGUCAAGGGACGUAGAUUGUAUGGCGCGCCACAAAUGUUACAGCUGAGUUUGGACGGACGUCGUUUGUACGUGACCACGUCCCUCUUCAAGCCAUGGGACAAACUCUUUUAUCCCGAUCUCCUCAAAUAUGGAUCAACGAUGGUGAAGCUUGAUGUCGACGUCGAGAAGGGCGGGAUGAAGCUCGAUCAUCAAUUUCUCGUUGACUUCGGCGUCGAUAAGAGCGAUAUUUUACUGGCGCACGAGAUGAGAUAUCCCGGUGGAGAUUGCACCUCCGAUAUAUGGCUUGCGGAGAGACCCUAACUCUGAUGAUUCGACUGGUCCUCGAUAGUAGUAGCGAAAGUAGUAUUGCAGUAAUUGCAGUAAUUGCAAUAAUUGCAGUAACUGCAAAACUCGUAUAGCGUCGACAAGGAUAAGAGACAGGCUCGGUGAUAGGUAAAUUAGUAGAUAUUUUCAUUUCUUUCCAUGGUAUGGUGCUUAUUAAUUCCAGCAUAUUGCAUCAAGUAAUAUAAUAUUUUAUGAAAUUGUGUUUCAUGUUACGUGGUAGGCAAUAAAUUUUGGUGUUUUCUUUCCUCCGAA